Molecule: messenger RNA, 4272 nt
Organism: Uranotaenia lowii
Lineage: Eukaryota; Metazoa; Arthropoda; Insecta; Diptera; Culicidae
Exons: 1
Coding region: 1-4272 (1423 amino acids)
Biological process (GO): DNA integration
Molecular function (GO): nucleic acid binding
Source: RefSeq, a predicted model, not a curated record
AUGGCAGAAGGCGGUGGAAACGAAGAUUUUCCGGGCUUCGAACAGGUUUCCGCACAGGACAUGAUAAAGCAAAUGGCGGAUCAAAACGCGCGUCUGUUGCUGAUUCUGGAACGCCUUUCCAUCCAGCAAAUGGCGGCAGCGCCGGGCCCAGUUGUGAGGCGGAGUGCGGAGCAGAUCAUCGAAUCAUUGUCAUCGACAAUCAAGGAAUUUUGUUUCGACCCAGCCGCUGGAAUGACAUUUGACCGGUGGUUUAACAAAUACGAGGAUCUCUUCAGUGCGGACGGUAGGGAGCUGGACGACGCAGCGAAAAUUCGACUACUCCUGCGCAGUUUGAGUGUACCAGUUCAUGAAAAAUUUACCAACUACCUCCUACCGCAACACCCACGGGACUUUACCUUCGACCAGGUAGUUCAGAAGCUGAAGACGGUAUUCGGCCAACAAAAAUCACUCUUCAGUAAACGUUACGAUUGUCUCCGGGUGGUGAAAAGUGAUGCCGACGACUAUGUCACCUACGCCGGAAUCGUAAACCGUCAGUGCGAAGACUUUGAUUUGGCAAAUCUCACCAUUGACCAAUUCAAAGCACUGAUUUUCGUCUGUGGCAUGCAAUCUUCGAAGGAAGCGGAGGUCAGAACGCGUCUGCUGUCGAAACUGGAGUCUGAAGCAAGAGGAGAACUCAAUCUGGAAGUGCUCAUCACGGAAUGCCAGCGGCUAUCCAAUCUCAAGCACGACACGGCGCUGGUGGAACGGCAGACAAGCUCCAGUGUACAAGCGGUGCAUCAUCGGAAGCAGCAGCACCAGCCCAAGCAACCGACAGCCACCCCAAGCAAUGCAAAUCUUCCUCGCUCACCCUGCUGGCAGUGUGGGGGUAUGCAUUUCGUCAAAGAUUGCUCCUACACUCGCCACGUCUGUAAACAGUGCAACAGAGAGGGACACAAAGAAGGAUACUGCAGCUGUUUCAACCGGACUGUCAAAACGUCCGACGAAAACAAACAUUCGCAGCAGCCGCAGCAGCAACAAAAACGGAACAAGAAGAAGAAGCAAAACCAAGCAAACAGCAUCCAUUCAGUAAAUCAAGUGCGCAGUGGACGGAAGUACGUGACAACCCGGAUCAAUGGACACGUGGUGAAACUUCAGCUCGACUGUGGCUCGGAUAUCACCAUCAUUUCCGAGCAGGCUUGGAAGAAAUGUGGAUCACCAACAUUGCUGCAAACCGAACACAUAGCAAACACAGCGUCCGGUGAACAGUUGCCUCUUCUGGGAGAAAUCACCUGUACGAUGCAGAUCGGCGAAGAACAACAGCAAGGAACCUGCUACGUCACGUCAGUGCGGGAUCUCAACUUGCUUGGUCUGGACUUUAUCAACGCAUUCGAUUUCUGGGCGAAGCCGUUAACCAGCAUAUGCAAUCAGGUAAAUCGUUCCAAUUCUAUCCAACCGAUCAACAAGUACCUCACCCGUUUUCCUGAAGUUUUUAGGGAUUCUCUUGGUCACUGUACGAAAACUAAGGUGAAACUCUACCUGGAACCCGAUGCCCAACCGGUGUUUAGGCCAAAACGACCGGUACCGUUCCACGCAAUUCCCAAAGUCGAUGAAGAGCUCGAUCGGCUUCAGCGGCUCAACAUCAUCACGCCGGUGGACUAUUCUGACUGGGCAGCCCCAAUCGUCUCGGUCAGGAAGCCGGGAGGAAAAAUUCGAGUCUGUGCCGACUACUCGACCGGCCUGAACGCAGUGCUCAAACCACACCACUACCCGCUCCCAACACCAGAGGACAUCUUUUCGAAACUGUCGGGGAGCAAGGUGUUCAGCAUCAUCGACUUGUCUGACGCCUAUCUUCAGGUCGAGGUCGACAACGAUUCGAAGCGGAUGCUGACAAUAAACACACACCGAGGGCUGUUCCAGUUUAACCGUUUGCCCCCGGGAGUGAAAUCCGCGCCAGGAGCCUUCCAACAGCUCAUGAGCAAAAUGAUCGCUGGUCUGGAAGGGGUGGACAGUUUUCUCGAUGACUUCAUCAUCUACAGCGCCAGUCGAGAACAGCACGAUCGCAUUCUGGAGGAGCUUUUCAAACGCAUCCAAGACUACGGUUUCCACCUGCGGCCGGAAAAGUGCAACUUCUACCAAUCUGAGAUCCGAUACUUGGGCUUCAUCAUCAACGCUGACGGAAUCAAGCCUGAUCCAGCGAAGGUGGCGUCAAUUGUCAGUAUGCCACAACCCAAGGACGUCAGUGAGCUCAGGUCGUUUCUCGGAGCAGCAAAUUUCUAUGGAAAGUUCGUUCGGGAAAUUCAUCGCAUCCGUCAACCCCUCGAUGAUCUCCUGAAAAAAGACAAGAAGUUUGUGUGGAGUGCACAGUGCAACGAAGCUUUCGAAACCAUCAAGAAAGUUUUACAGUCAGACCUGUUACUCACCCACUACAAUCCAUCACUAGAGCUUAUUGUGGCGGGUGACGCUUCGAAAACAGGAAUAGGCGCAGUAAUCAUGCAUCGCUUUCCCGAUGGCCAGCUCAAAGCGAUUGCGCAUGCUUCGAAAACAUUGACCAGCACGGAACAAAACUACAGCCAGGUCGAAAAAGAAGCCCUAGCCCUAGUUUUCGCAGUAACGAAAUUCCGUCGCAUGCUACUCGGACGACAGUUUACGCUGCAGACGGACCACCAACCGUUGCUGAAAGUAUUCGGAUCAAAAAAAGGCAUUCCACUACACACCGCCAAUCGACUCCAGCGGUGGGCUCUAUCGCUGCUGGGAUUCGAUUUCAACGUGGAAUACAUCUCUACAGACAAGUUCGGCUACGCAGAUGUGCUAUCGAGGCUGAUCAGCAAUCAUCAGAAGCCGGAGGAAGAGUAUGUCGUCGCGUCGAUCAGUCUGGAAGAGGAUGUCAAUGAGAGUCUUGAAGAUUGCUUCACAUCCCUGCCAGUAAACUUUAAGAUGGUCAGUGCCGCAACAAGAAAGGAUGCAACCCUUCAGCAGGUUGUCCAGUUCAUCGACAACGGUUGGCCUCGUAAGAUUGAAGAUCCAAAACUCAAAGCUUUCCACUCUCGCCGUGAGUCUCUAUCAGUGGUCAACGGAUGCAUCAUGAUGGAGGACCGUGUAGUUGUACCGGAAUUCUACAGUCAGCGGAUACUGAGACAGCUUCACCGGGGUCACCAAGGCAUGGAGAGAAUGAAGGCUAUUGCGCGCAGUGUGGUAUAUUGGCCGAACAUCGACAACGACAUUCAGGAUCUAGUUCGUCGAUGCGACAUCUGUGCCAGUGCAGCCAAGUCUCCACCACACUUCCAACCUCAACCGUGGCCGCGAGCAGAUGGACCUUGGAAGAGGAUUCACUUAGAUUAUGCAGGUCCGCUUGACGGUAUGUACUACUUAGUCAUUGUCGACUCGUAUUCGAAGUGGCCUGAGAUAUUCCAAACGCGAUCGACAACAGCAGCUGUUACUAUCAGAUUCCUUCUGGAAACCUUCGCCAGAUUCGGUAUUCCGGAGACACUAAUCACCGACAAUGGAACGCAGUUCUGUAGCAGCGAGUUCAAGAAGAUGUGUGAGCAGCUAGGUAUCAUCCACAUUCGUACCGCUCCAUAUCACCCUCAGUCGAAUGGACAAGCAGAACGGUUCGUAGACACGCUGAAACGAUCGCUCCGAAAAAUCGUAGAGGGGGAAGAAGUACCGUCUGCCGAAGCUCUUCAAACCUUUCUACAGGUGUACCGUUCUACACCCAGUGCAACGCUUGCUGGGAAGUCUCCUGCAGAAGAAAUGAUGGGCAGGUCAAUGCGAACAACUCUCGAUCUCCUAAAACCACCAGUGUUCAAAAGUAAGCCUGACAAGCAAUGUCCAAAGUAUACGGUAGGUUCAACAGUCUACGCGAAGCUCUAUGACAAUGCAGACAAGUGGAAAUGGAUUCCUGGAACUGUUCUCGAGGUCAUCGGGGGAGUUAAUUUCAACGUUCUCCUUGAUUACCAGACAGGUCGGAGGAAGCUGAUUCGCUCACACGUGAACCAACUUAAGCCUCGAUUCAGUGAUGCAAUCAAGCCGUCAGCAGUACCACCCACUCCAUUGGAGAUCUUGGUGGGUGAUUUCGAACUUAAGCAACAGUCUUCGGAACAGCAAGCCGCUCCACCGGUUGGAAUUGAACCAGUUCUUGUAGACCAUCACUAUGGGGACAGUUCUGACAACGACGAGUUCUUCGAGGUGGGCUCAACGAUAUCCAGUCCAGUCCAGCCAGCUACAGUCAAGACCCCGAGACCAGUCAGGAACAGUCGUCUUCCGAAGCGCUUGGAGGAUUACGUCGUGGGUUAG